GCGCCUCAAGAGAGGCGCAGGCCACCACCACCAGGUCGCCUCUCCCCACCCAAAGCUCCCACCUUUCCCUUCCUCCUCCGCUUUCCCAAUUCCCCAAUUCGCCGGUGCGCCCGCCCGAUCGCCCCGAAUCUCUUCCAAUUCGGCCAGCGGCCGUCGGGGACUCCGCGCCACCCGGCUUCGUCUCUCUUGUUUGCUCCGUCCGUCUGUCCGGCCGGCCGGACGGCUGCUUUGUCCGCGUCAGCUCGAUCCACGCCGGCGCGGCACGGCUCGUUCCUGCGGGGUUUUGGCCUUCCUUCCUGCCUGCCCCGAUCGAUCUGGUCAGCAAACUCUCCUACUCCUAUUUUGCGUCCUCGGUCAGCUCAACGCGGCGGUCAGGGAGAAUUUCGCGAAUUUGUUUCAGCUCAAGACUGCGUCGCCUCCUCCGUCGGUUGUCGCCGGUGUUCCUGCUGAUCUGUGUGUAGUUCCUUCUUCCGGCUGAUGGGAUUCGGCCUCUCGCACGCAUCGGCAGCGGAGAAUUUCCCCACUUGGCGAAGCUUCCGCUAUUCUCUACCCAUUUCCACGGUUUACGACCUGGUCUGACAAAAAGCUCCAGUUUUUUCUCCACCCGAAUUCUCUGAUCUGUUCUUGUCCAGAUCUCAUUCUUCUUCCUAGGCCUGCACCGAUUCGGUCAGACAAUAUCAUUCCUUUCCCGUUCAUCUGCUGACUUUUUUAUUUUCCUUCCCUGCACUGAUAUCCACCAUUUCGUGCGCUUUCUACGCUCAAUUCCUCCUGAUCUGACCCUUCAACCUCGGGGUUUCUCUCCGUUUGCCUGAUUUGUCUAUCCGUGUCGAAUCCAAUGGCGCAGGAGAGCUGCGAUCUCAACAAGGACGAGGCCGAGAUCCUCAAGCCGUCCUCCUCCACCGCACCUUCGCCUCCUUCCCCAACCACAACCUCAACGCCACCGCCACCAACAGCAACCCAAACACCAGAACCACAACCUCCACAAUCGCCACCCCAACCACCGCCAGCUCAAUUCUCGUCCAGGCCCUGUGAAGUUCUUCUCGUAGAGCCUUCAAAGAAGAGGAAACGUGCUGAUGCUGAUGCUGAUGCUGAUGCCGUCGCCGGUGCCGAAGCGGUGGUGGCCAUGUCAAUGGCAGCUGAGCCGCUGUCGCCGGUGCUCUUCGUUAACCGCUGCAAUGUCUGCCGCAAGAGGGUUGGUUUGACCGGCUUCCGUUGCCGGUGCGAGAAGCUCUUCUGCCCGCGUCACCGGCAUUCAGAGACGCACAACUGCUCGUUUGAUUAUAAAACCGCGGGCCGCGAGGAGAUUGCCCGCGCCAACCCUCUCAUCAGGGCUGCCAAGGUCAUUAAGAUAUGAGAUCAUGUCAUGUAAGAACUAUAUGGAGGACAAAAUCCUGGAGAUGCUGCAAGUGAAUCAUGCUGUUAUUCCAAGGCUGAUCUAUUAGCAUGAUCACUGCCAACUUGUGAAGUCAUUCCCCAUACAACCGAGCUCUUGGUAGCAUACAAUCUUACAUCGAGUAUGCCAGCAUGGGUUGGUUGUUGUGGGAGAAUGCUUCACUCUUGUCCUUCAUCCGUCUAUGGUUCACUCCGUAGCUUCUCAAGCUACCAUGAACGCGGAUGAUGGAGCCUGUAAUGUCCAGUCAUAAUUUUAUUGGGUCCAAAGAUUUAUUGUAGUAUAUUUGUAACCUUCCUUUACCUUGUUCAGUUUCUAUCCAACGCAAUUGUGUGUUACUGAAAGCUUUGUUGAUGUUAGCGUGUCAAGUGCAUGCUGAAGCUAAUCAGCUUUCAUACGAUCUGCUUUUAUA
Lolium rigidum is the source of this 1802-nucleotide messenger RNA. Its product is annotated as zinc finger AN1 domain-containing stress-associated protein 15-like. The transcript has 2 exons. Bases 836 to 1354 code for a protein of 172 amino acids. The record is from RefSeq and is a predicted model, not a curated record. Gene Ontology annotation, molecular function: zinc ion binding; ubiquitin-protein transferase activity. Gene Ontology annotation, biological process: protein ubiquitination. Lineage: Eukaryota; Viridiplantae; Streptophyta; Magnoliopsida; Poales; Poaceae.